Molecule: messenger RNA, 970 nt
Organism: Kockovaella imperatae
Lineage: Eukaryota; Fungi; Basidiomycota; Tremellomycetes; Tremellales; Cuniculitremaceae
Product: integral membrane protein S linking to the trans Golgi network-domain-containing protein
Exons: 4
Coding region: 34-750 (238 amino acids)
Biological process (GO): Golgi to plasma membrane protein transport; protein localization to Golgi apparatus; Golgi to endosome transport
Cellular component (GO): Golgi membrane; trans-Golgi network
Source: RefSeq, a predicted model, not a curated record
UGUCAUUCUAGCAACUACCGCGACGACGAGGCGAUGAGGGUGCAGGGAUGGGAUCCAGUCUUGCUUAUAUGCCAGAUCAUCUCACUUCAGGCCAUACAUUACCUAUCACUGUCCAUUCUCGUCCCACCGCUGCUUCAAUCACUCACAUCUCCCUCCGUCCUAGCUUACUCAGGGGGCCCAUCGACAAUAAGCCAUGUCCUAGAUUGGCGGGAAAUGGCAGCUAGACCGACAGUUACUUCCAAGUCCUUCUCUGGCUUAGACCUGGCAUCCGCCGCUAAUGGAUGGAGAAAGCUUCGAGGAGCGUGGUCAGGGGGAAAACAAGUGGGACAAGUGAUCGAAGGUGAUGGCAUUGGCGGCGGUGAUAAGCCUAGUCAGAGCGCAGAGGAAGAAGAUGAAGUAUGGGAUUUCGGAGUAGACGAUCGUCGAGGAUGGUUAUUGGGUCUGAGUUGGCUCAUAGCAUCGGCAAUAGACAUCGCUCCUCUGUAUUAUCUCAUUCGAAGACCGACUCAUAUCUUGGAUUUCUCCCUCACCCUCGUCUUUCUCCAUCUCGUCCUGACGACCUAUUACGCCAAAUCCUUCCCAACAUCCCUUUUCUUCUGGGUUGUUCAAGCUUUAGGAGCUCUUCUGAUGAUUGUGAUAGGGGAACAAGUCUGUGUCAAGAGAGAAAUGCGGACAGAGCUCAGUAUGGGUUGGGAUACGAGUCUGGAAUCGGCGAGAUUAGAAGAACAGAUAGAGCUGGUGGAUCGGUGAUCAUGCACUGCGUGUCUACAGAGCGGCGUCCAUAUGUCUGUAGAGGAGUUCGGCGAUCUUCAGAGGCACGUUGGUCGUGCCGGGACCGAGAGGAGACUGAGUGCCUUCUUCGCGUUCUCGCUCGAGAAAGCGAGGCACAAUGUACCUCGCCAGCGGUCGAUGCAUCACGCUCAGCAUCGUGGUACCUGCCAUGUCAAUUGAUGCAUCUUCCUGCCCUGCC